AUGGCCAUGCAGUGUAUUUUCUGCAUGCCCUGCGCAUUGUCCAAUCUUACCUUCCCCGAGUCUACGACUCUCGCCUUCGCUCGCUCCUCUAUCGACUCCUCCUCGCUUCCGUCCACGUGUGUCGCGAUAAGAUCUCACAACUCGCCUCCAUUGGCGGAUGAGCCCGCAAUCUCCGUCCGCUUCUCCACACGCCCUCAGUGUGCGACCAACAGCAGCAGCGAAUUUCCAUGGGCAGUAGGCGAAUUCCCUAAGACAAAAAAGGUUAUGUACCAGGCUACAAGGCGCACCUCGUUCUACCGUUCCCUGUCUGUCUGCGGACGCGCCGGCUGGCCCGCGCUUUGUUACAGGCACGCAUCUCUCUCCCUCUGCCCUCUCCUUGAUUUCUCUCCCGACAUCUUCCUCUACUGAUAAACCAGCUCGUGGUGGGGACAACCAUGCCGUCGCUGAGAGGUCGCCGCCGCAAUUAGCGGGAUAGCGCGACUAAUCAACUUGGACGAACCGUCGUUUAUCAAGGACACCAGUGACAGUCCUCGUCACACAGAAAAAAAAAGUUUCCUCUUAAAGGCAGUAAGCACCGACUGUGGAGAACACAAGACAGAAGAUUUCCAUUGUUCUUCUGUUCCUUUCCUUUUCUAUUUUUUAUUU
This is a messenger RNA of Schizosaccharomyces japonicus yFS275, 645 nucleotides long. RefSeq lists its product as hypothetical. NCBI's taxonomy places the organism in Eukaryota, Fungi, Ascomycota, Schizosaccharomycetes, Schizosaccharomycetales, Schizosaccharomycetaceae. The transcript is spliced from 2 exons. The coding region runs from base 1 to 408 and encodes 135 amino acids. The record is from RefSeq and is a predicted model, not a curated record.